Messenger RNA from Daphnia carinata, 765 nucleotides. RefSeq lists its product as uncharacterized. The record is from RefSeq and is a predicted model, not a curated record. Bases 65 to 664 code for a protein of 199 amino acids. Lineage: Eukaryota; Metazoa; Arthropoda; Branchiopoda; Diplostraca; Daphniidae. The transcript has 2 exons.
ACUGCAACCAAUUUCUGUUGGAUCUUCCAACUCGAUCUUAGUCUGAUUUAUCUUCUUGCUCAAAAUGCGUCUCACAUUUGCCUGUCUUUUGGUCUUGGGAGCUGUUGCCGUCGCCUACGCUGAGGCCAAUCCUGAACCCCAAGUCAAUCCCCAACCAUCGUUCGAUCAGUCAACAUCAGUAGAGGCUGACGGACGCACAUUCUACACCGUAACUUUGACCUUCUCGACCUCAACGACUUACACUACAACGACCAAGACAUCGACAUGCACCACGUCCACUGGUGGCCUUUCCGUCUGCACAGCAUCUGGCCGACGCCGUCGUGGUCUCCAUCUCAGCGGAAACAAGGAAGGCCGUGGACUCUUCUACAAUGAAAAUGAAGAAGCCAACGAAGAUGGCAAUAUCUUUUUGCCUUCUGUCAAGUCACCCGAGCCCGAAGUCGCCGCCGCAAAAGCCGAAUCUGUUCGCGUUGAACGCGCUCCCGUUGCGAUUCCUUACGUCAUCCAGCCCGGAUUUAGCGCACCUUCCGGAGCUCAACCUCGCGUCCUUUUGGCAUUCAGCACUGUGACAACUACUUCCACCUCGACCACCACAACGGUCACUUCGCUGACUGCCAUUUGCCAGAGCACCACAGGUUUCCAAGUCUGCGGCUCAAACGGAAAAUAAUUCGAACGUUCUUUAAAUUAUUAUAUUAUUAUGUGCUAAAAUCCAACUUCUAUCGGCUUUCUGCAUUAUUUUCUUAUCGGUAAUUUUUACCGUGCUCAAUA